AUGGAGGCGUUCACAAAAUUACCAAUCUACGCCGAACACAACGCUGCAGUGAAAGCCUUUGACACUGCACUUGAAAAGGCUGAGCCAGAAAUCUAUAAGCCGAUCAAUGAGAAGUUUAACUUCAAGAAGUAUGAGGAGGAUGUGAAGAGUUUUUCUGAACUGAAUGAUAUGUACUCUGAGAUAAAGAACGUCUUAGAUACUAAAGAAGCUAACAUGAAAGAAGUACGAAUGACUCUGACUGAUAUGGCACUUGCUUUCCAGAACCUCAAGAAGUGUCUUGAGAACGAAUUUGAAGACUCUUUGCAGAUCACUGAGUGCCUCAAUUAUGUUGUUGAGCGUAUGGUUGAUCAAGUUGAUGGUACUCUUCCAGAAGAAUGCUUUAUAGAGAAGCGCAACGAACUCAGAGCAAAGAAGAUGCCUCUUCCAGAGACCUAUGCAUUGACCCAUUCAUUCAAAUUGUCAUCGAAACAUGUUAUUGAUGUGAAUGGACUGAACAUUGACUUGAAGCCUUUGCAAGAGUGGAGUGGCUUGAAAGGCCAUCGAGUGUUGUAUGACUCUCAGAAGGACGGAGAGAAGAACGUUACAUUCAACACCGCUUUACUCCAUCAGAAAAACGCUGCGGUGAUCUUCGCAGACGAAGAAGAGAAUGUUUUUGGGUAUUACACUAAGAACGGCAUUAACACGGUUGGGAAGUAUUGUGAAGACAAAGAACACUUCAUGUUCUCUUUAGUCAAAAACCACAUCAACUGCCCAAAACAAUUCUUCGCCAAAGAGGACGUGAAGUGUGGGAUCUUUUUGAGAGAAGAAGAUGAAGUGAUGAGCUGGAUUGGUAACUCAGACUUCGGUCUUGCCAUUUUCAAGCCAAGUCUCUGUGGGUCUUAUUCAAGAAAGCUCUCUCUUGUCUAUAACAACUUGGACGACAUUUAUCUCAACAACACUAACUACCCUAUCGAAUUCACUACAAAGAGAAUUAUAGUGAUUCAGUUGAAUUAA
Entamoeba invadens IP1 is the source of this 993-nucleotide messenger RNA. RefSeq lists its product as hypothetical. Bases 1 to 993 code for a protein of 330 amino acids. NCBI's taxonomy places the organism in Eukaryota, Evosea, Mastigamoebida, Endamoebidae. The record is from RefSeq and is a predicted model, not a curated record. The transcript has a single exon.